Messenger RNA from Durio zibethinus, 2329 nucleotides. The record is from RefSeq and is a predicted model, not a curated record. NCBI's taxonomy places the organism in Eukaryota, Viridiplantae, Streptophyta, Magnoliopsida, Malvales, Malvaceae.
AGAAAAAAAUGAUAAAACUUGAAAAAAAAAAGAUUUUUUAGGAAGUUCACGUUGUUGACAUCGAUGAAAAAAAAAUGUCGUCUUCAUCAAAACCCAAAAGGCGUACAAAAUCAAAGCACAGUUCCUCUUCUUCAUCAUCAACUUCAAAAUCUUCACUAAACUCGAUAAUAGAGCCACCCCAGAGCUUAUUCCCUUAGAGAGGAGAGUUUCUGCGGCUCAUAGUAGCACUCGCAAUCGCAUCCUCAGUAGCUUUCUCUUGCAACUUCUUUGCCACCUUCUUCAGCUCCACCUCUAAACCCUUCUGCGAUAGUAACUUGGACUCGAUCGAUUCUGUCUCUGAUUCUUGUGAGCCUUGUCCAUGUAAUGGGAAAUGUUGUCAAGGCAAGUUGGAAUGUAUUCAUGGCUAUAGAAGAUGUGGAAAGCUGUGUCAAUGAAACAGCUAAGAAACUUUCCAAGUGGCUAGAAGUUUGCCUUUGUGAAGCUUACGCUCAGGUUUUGUGCUAUGGAACUGGGACUGUUUGGGUUCAAGAACCUGAUAUUUGGAAUGACUUAGACAGACACGAGCUCAGGCAAAGUAUCGGCCCAGACAAUGCGACAUAUGUGUAUACGAAAAGAAGGGUGAUGGAGGCAAUAGUUAAAUUAUUGGAGACAAGAACAAAUUCCCAUGGCAUAAGGGAGUUCAAAUGUCCGGAUUCUGUAUCAGAGUAUUACAAACCCUUUACCUGUCGUAUCCGUCAACUGAUCUCCAAGCAUGCUCUUAUUAUUGCACCUGUUUGUACUGGCUUAUAGGAUGUGCAAUGUUGUUUUGGAAAGUCCGUCAGAAAGGAUAUAUCUCAGCUAGAGUAGAAGAGCUUUACCAUCAGUUGUGCAAAUUUUCCAAUGUCUGUGAAAUGCUUGAGGAGAAUGCCUUGAGGUCAAAGGUCAUCAAUGGUGCAGGUGAAUCAUGGGUUGUUGCCUCAUGUUUGCGAGAUCAUCUUCUUUUGCCUAGGGAAAGAAAGGACCCUCAGUUAUGGAAAAGGUUGAGAAAUUGUUACAGGAAGAUUCUCGAGUAGAUCGCUACCCCAAACUUGUUAAGGGUGAAUCCAAAGUUGUGUGGGAAAGGCAAGGUUCAAAAUAUGUAUUUGUGUGUUUUACUUGUUCAAUUAAGAAGCUCGAAUUUUGCCAAACUCUUUUCUAUUGUUGUUUUAUGUAACUAUUAGUCAAAGUAGCUUCUUGAGAACCAUAAAUUGCAUGGCAGAGGUUCAACUGGAUACUACCUCUGUUUUAGAACUUCGAGAUCGUUGCACUAGCAUUGUUAGACUGACUCUUUCAAUCUUGAUAUGUCCUUUUUAAUUUCUUUAUAGUUGAAGGUUCUUUGAGCUCUUCCAGAGGAGAAAAAAAGGAGAGGGAGUUGAAUUGAAACCAGAUUGAGGCAUCAUCACAAACUUAAAUCAAUCAGACCAUAUAUGGAAGGCUAGUGCGCUUUAGGACAUUAUCUGUGCAUUAAAGUUUUUUGUUUUGGCAAAAUUGAUGUCUCCUUCAAUGUGCUGUUUUGAAUUUGGUUUCAUAUUUGUCUAAUGCACACAUAACCAAAAUAUUCAUGCAGAAGUUAAAGCACGGAUGUUUUGACAUGGGGAUGUCUUGAAAAUGGUUUUAACCUAGCAGUAGAAGGAGCCUAGCAGAAGGCCUCGUGACGUUUAUUACAGCUUCUUUUUUUUUUUUUGGAGAAUAGUUUUGCGGGAAUAAUCAAGGUGAAAAGAGAUUGAUGAACCAAGUGAAAGUUUCCACCAUUUGACAGUCGAGCUACGUUCCUCAGAGAUUGUUUUGGAGGUUAAGAAACAACCCCUUAUGCAUAAACCCCAUCAGGUUCCUGUUAACCAUUGAACAUUAUGCAACAUAGAAGAAAGCUUUUUCCUCUUCUAUUGCAUCAACAAAUAGGCAUCAAAUUGGGGAUUUUGGUGUGUCAAGAUUUUGUUUGUUGGACUUACGGCAUCUUCAUUGUUAUCUAUAAUGGAAUCCAUAUUACGUGCUUUCAUGGCGUGUGUUUUAAACUCUCAAAAUCAGUAAAAAUCACCAUACAAAUAUCCUGUUUUGACUAGAAACUCUUCAGUCUCACUCUUUCAUUAGAAAAAAAAAAAUCAGUCUAUAGUUAGAGCUUGUACUAUUUCAUUUCAGUCAACAAAAUUUCUGAUCCAAAUGGAGUUGAAGUGUUGGGAUGAAAAUGGAAUAAAAUUCCAUCUAAUAAUUGCUCAUAACUUUGAAGAUAGAUGCAAGAGAAAGUGGUCACCCAUGCCCAUGGGCCAAAUCCAUGCACCCUUGCCUUUUGCAUCACUCUUGUUGCCAUUUUUAA